GCCUAAUUUUAAUCAAAAUAAUCUUACACAAGAUGAAAAAGAUAAAGCAGAUAUUAAAGUUAUUGUUUGUCAUGAUUAUGCUGGUGGAUAUAAAGAGAAUCAUUUUGAUCUUGGAUAUAGUAUUCAAUAUUGGCAAUAUAUUGAUAUUUUUAUUUAUUUUUCUCAUCAAAGAAUUGCAAUUCCUCCAUCACAAUGGACCAAUGCAGCUCAUAGAAAUGGAGUAAAAGUACUUGGAACAUUUUUAACAGAACAUGAAAAUGACCUAUUUGAAAAUGAUUUAUUAGUAUGUGGACCAAAUAGUAAUAAUUAUAGUGGUGGUGGUAAUGGCAGUGGCAAUGAUGAUAGUAAUAGUAGAGGAAUUGUUAGUACAUAUUUUGCUGAUAAAAUGGUAAAGAUGGCAGAAUAUUAUAAUUUUGAUGGAUGGUUUAUCAAUAUUGAAACAGAAUUAAUUGGUAAAAGUUUACAUGCAAAACAAAUUGAAACAUUUGUAAAAUAUUUAACUGAAAAAAUGCAUCAACGUAAGCCAGGAUCAAUUGUAAUUUGGUAUGAUUCUGUAAUAAAAGAUGGAAGAAUAAAAUUUCAAAAUUGUUUAAAUGAAUUAAAUUAUCCAUUUUUUAAUGCGGCUGAUGGAAUUUUUAUUAAUUAUUUUUGGGAAGAGAAUUAUCCAAAAUUAUCAGCUGAUAAAGCAGAACUUAGAAAAAGAGAUGUUUACACUGGUAUUGAUGUAUGGGGUAGAAGUACUUUUGGUGGUGGAGGAUUUACAACUUACAAGGCGUUAGAAGUAAUUAAAUCAUCAAAAACUUCUUGUGCGAUAUUUGCACCUGGUUGGACUUAUGAAAAUUUUGGUAAAGAUAACUUUUGGAGAAAUGAUCAAAGAUUUUGGAUUGAAUGGCUUCAUCUAAGUCAUCAAUCAAUACUUCCAUUGCCAACUAAAUCAAUAAUUAAUUUAUUUGAUGUUAAUCAUAAUACUUUAUUUUGGAAUCUAUCUUUUGAAAAAUCAUUUUCAGGAGGUAUUAUUCCACUUUAUGAUUUAAAUUUGAAAAUUUUAGGCUUAACAAAAAUCAAAGUUACUUAUUCAAUAGAACAACCAAAUACAAAUAUUGGAUUAUAUUCAUUCAAGACAGUUUAUAAUUGGUGGACAACUGAAUUAAUUAUUGAUCCCAAACAAUUAUCCAAUAACAAUAAAGUUGAUUAUUAUGUACAAGAAUUAGGGGUUACAUUUAUGAAUAAUAAUAUUAGUGGUAGCAGAGAAGACGACAAAGAUAUGGUCGUUGCUUAUAUUGGUGAAUUAUCAGCAAUAAAUGUAAUAAGUAACUCUAUAAUGAAUACAUAUAAACAAGAGAUUCAAAAUAUUUAUAUUCUAGAAAAAUCUUUAAUUAUAGAAAAAUUAGAAUCCAAAAAUAUUUUACUAGUAAGUUGUUUAAUUAAAUGGGAGUUAGGAAUUCAAACACAAAACGAUUACACAAUCAAUAGUGGCAAUAACAAUAAUAAUUAUGAUAAAAAGUUAUUAGAUUCUUUUGAUUAUUUUUAUGUUUAUGCAAGUUCACAGCCCUCAAUCGAUUCAACAUCACCAUCAAAUGAUGACUUGGUAUUUUUAGGUGUAGCUGAUACAAAUAAAUUUAUUGUUUCAGGUUAUCAAUUAUCUUUGAAUGAAAUUAUCAUGAAAAAAAAUUUUAUUCUAAACUUUCAUGUUAAAGGUAUUAACAAUUAUUAUGGCGAGGAAGAGGAGGAAGAUAAUAAAAUAUUUAAUAAAUGGAAAUGUUGGUAUUAUAAUGACAAUGAAGCAAAAAAAUACACUUCAAAUUCAAGGAUUCAAACUAUUCAAGCAGAUAUGACAUAUAGAGCUCUUGAACUUUUAAAUAUUCCAGAGGGAAAAUCAUGCUUUUUAUUAGAUAUUGGAUGUGGAUCAGGAUUAAGUGGAGAGAUAUUGGAAGAAGAAGGUCAUAUAUGGGUUGGAAUGGACAUUUCACCAUCAAUGUUAAAUGUUGCAAUAGAUCGUGAAGUUGAAGGUGAUUUAUUUUUACAAGAUGUUGGUGAGGGAAUGGGAUUUCGUCCAGGAACUUUUGAUGGGGCAAUAAGUAUAUCAGUUCUUCAAUGGCUCUGUAAUGCGGAUUACAAAUCACAUAAUCCAAGGUCACGUUUAAAUCGAUUUUUCACAACCUUAUAUUCAUCAUUACAUCGUGGAGCUCGAGCAGUAUUUCAAUUUUACCCAGAGAAUGAUGAUCAAUGUGAAUUGAUUAUGAAUAUUGCAAUGAGGUGUGGUUUCGAGGGUGGAUUAGUGGUUGAUUAUCCUAAUAGUAAAAAAGCAAAAAAAUACUUUUUAUGUUUAAGUGCUGGACAAUCAUCACUUGAUUCUGAAAAACAACAAUUACCGAAAGCUUUAGGCGAAGAAGUUUAUGAUGAUGAUGAUGAACAAAAAAUCAAAAGUGUUGCUUAUUCUAGUCAAAGGAUUCAAAAUCAUCAAAAAGGAAAGAAACGCAAAUCAAUUAAAGAUAGAGACUGGGUUUUACAUAAAAAGGAAAUUGCACGUAUGCGAGGGCAAAAACAAAUACCAAUUGACACUAAAUAUACAGGAAGGAAAAGAAAUCCAAAAUUUUGA
Molecule: messenger RNA, 2599 nt
Organism: Entrophospora candida
Lineage: Eukaryota; Fungi; Glomeromycota; Glomeromycetes; Entrophosporales; Entrophosporaceae
Source: the annotation of a GenBank genome assembly